Molecule: messenger RNA, 903 nt
Organism: Diospyros lotus (date-plum)
Lineage: Eukaryota; Viridiplantae; Streptophyta; Magnoliopsida; Ericales; Ebenaceae
Product: V-type proton ATPase subunit c''2-like
Exons: 4
Coding region: 61-600 (179 amino acids)
Biological process (GO): proton transmembrane transport
Cellular component (GO): proton-transporting V-type ATPase, V0 domain
Molecular function (GO): proton-transporting ATPase activity, rotational mechanism
Source: RefSeq, a predicted model, not a curated record
CCCAAGGGUAGAUAGAGAAACCCCGGCAGAGAAUUCGAACCGAUUUCGGGCUCUUCGACAAUGGGAGCGGUUGAUGCAGCCUCCUCGUGGUCUCGCGCCAUGUUGCAGAUCUCUCCAUACACCUUCUCCGCCGUCGGCAUCGCCGUCGCCAUCGGCGUCUCCGUCCUCGGCGCUGCUUGGGGGAUUUACAUUACAGGCAGUAGUUUGAUAGGUGCGGCAAUCAAAGCGCCACGAAUCACCUCCAAGAAUCUCAUCAGUGUGAUCUUCUGUGAAGCUGUUGCUAUCUAUGGAGUUAUUGUGGCAAUUAUUCUACAAACAAAGUUGGAGAGCGUUCCAUCGUCAAAAAUAUAUGCACCUGAAUCACUUAGAGCAGGUUAUGCUAUCUUUGCGUCUGGGAUUAUCGUGGGUUUUGCGAACCUUGUAUGCGGGUUAUGUGUAGGAAUUAUUGGAAGCAGCUGUGCAUUAUCAGAUGCCCAGAACUCCUCACUUUUUGUGAAGAUUCUUGUGAUUGAAAUAUUCGGUAGUGCACUCGGGUUGUUUGGAGUAAUAGUUGGAAUAAUCAUGUCAGCCCAGGCAACAUGGCCUUCCAAAAUGACCUAGUCUUCUGCGAUUAAUUUAUCGUCUGGCAUUUCUUCUAGAGAUGGCAGCGACAAAUGAAAUGCAACCGAGAUGAUAUAUCCAUCUUAUUGUUAAUUGAUCAGAUCACGACAAGGCGCGUUAAGUUUUGGUGUAAAAUUGUUCUGUUCCAAUAUCAAGUUGCCUUUGUUCUAAUGGAAAUAUGAAGACACACGAAGAGGGGAGUUUUAGUAAAGGCUGUGGGAGUCGGAGGAGAGAUUUUAUGUGAUGUAAUAAUUUGAAAUUAGAGUUUUUCCCUAUGUCUGAAAUGAUAUGUAUUUAAAUUUA